Australozyma saopauloensis is the source of this 618-nucleotide messenger RNA. RefSeq names its product peptidylprolyl isomerase family protein (gene CYP5). Lineage: Eukaryota; Fungi; Ascomycota; Pichiomycetes; Serinales; Metschnikowiaceae. Gene Ontology annotation, biological process: protein peptidyl-prolyl isomerization; protein folding. The transcript has a single exon. The coding region runs from base 1 to 618 and encodes 205 amino acids. The record is from RefSeq and is a predicted model, not a curated record. Gene Ontology annotation, molecular function: peptidyl-prolyl cis-trans isomerase activity.
AUGACCAAAUUUGUCUCGGUAUUUGCAGCUAUCUUUGCGCUUUUCGCAUGGUUCAACAUGGCCGCCUCCGCUGAAUUGCCCGAAAACCCACCAAUUACUCACAAGGUAUUCUUCGACAUUGAGCAAGACGGAAAGGCCUUAGGCAGAAUCACCAUUGGCUUGUUUGGUACCAUUGUCCCAAAAACCGUUGAGAACUUCAGACAAUUGGCUAUUUCCGAGGACCCUAAGUUUGGCUACAAAAACUCCAUUUUCCACAGAGUGAUCCCUAGCUUCAUGCUUCAAGGUGGAGAUUUCGAGACUGGCCAAGGCUACGGUGGCAAGUCCAUUUACGGCGGCAAGUUUGACGAUGAGAACUUCCAAUUGAAGCACGACAGACCAUACAGAUUGUCGAUGGCCAAUGCAGGCAAGAACACCAACGGCUCUCAAUUCUUCAUCACCACUGUAGUCACCUCUUGGUUGAAUGGUGGUCACGUUGUUUUCGGCGAGGUUGUCGACGGCUUCGAUGUUGUUGACACCAUUGAGAAGACCAAAACCACUGGUGCCGACAGACCAAAGUUGGAGGUGAAGAUCGUCAACUGUGGUGAAUUGCCAGUUACUCCAGUCAAGGACGAGCUUUAA